Eufriesea mexicana is the source of this 1759-nucleotide messenger RNA. Its product is annotated as sialin. Lineage: Eukaryota; Metazoa; Arthropoda; Insecta; Hymenoptera; Apidae. The record is from RefSeq and is a predicted model, not a curated record. The transcript has 9 exons. Gene Ontology annotation, biological process: monoatomic anion transport; transmembrane transport. Gene Ontology annotation, molecular function: transmembrane transporter activity. Gene Ontology annotation, cellular component: membrane. The coding region runs from base 173 to 1393 and encodes 406 amino acids.
UGACACGUCAAGUCUUAUAGGUUUCGUGUGUUACAAUGUGAAUAAUUUUUGUUUUCCUUUUUUUAGUAGAUUUACUAACUGUAGCAACUAUUUAACCGGAUAGAAAUUAAACAAGUUAGAAAAUCUUCGGACUGGUUAUGCGAUGUGACUGAUUUAAAAAUAGUGACCAAACAUGCCGAAAUUCCGAAUGCUUUCGCGUACAUCGCGAAUUGUAGCAUUUAGCUCUGUUGCAAAUUUUAUAUUUGCGGCAGAUAGAGUUAUAAUGCCCAUAACCAUCGUUGCCAUGACAGAUGAAUUUAAAUGGAAUUUACAUUGGCAAGGCUGGAUACUUUCUGCCUUUGCCUUUGGUUAUUUUACUAGUCAGAUCAUGGGUGCAAAUACAGCAAGUCGCUUUGGAUGUAAAAGGGUACUAAUAUUAGCUGUUUUACUGUGGUCUAUCAGUACAGUUAUAACUCCAAUUUUAGCUCAGUCUGUUCUAUUGCUCAUUAUUUGUAGAGUAAUUUUAGGACUCGCUGAAGGUCUAGGUCUACCAGUUGUUUUUCAUCUGUUUGCACACAGUGUACCUGUAGAAGAACGAUCUAGAGCAUUUGGGUAUCUUGUAGCAGCUGGUUCUAUUGGACAAGUUUUUGCAUCUGUCUUAUGUCCACAUUUGUCAUGGCAAACAGGAUUUUAUUUAUUUGGUACAAUUGGUAUUAUAUGGACAUUUCUAUGUCUAAUAAUGUACCAUGAAACUAAUACUCAAGAUGAAAUCCCAUUAUUUAUACCUAAGGUAACACAAAAUAGGAGUUUGCGUUGGACUGAAUUUAUUUCCUAUUGGCCUUUGUGGGCAUUGUACAUAGCACACUUCGCAAUGAAUUGGAGUAGCUACAUAAUAAUGCAAUGGUUACCAACUUACUUAGCUAGAAAGCUUUCUGCUAACAAGGAAAGUAUUAGUUUAACAGCACUCCCAUAUAUUGUGAAUUCUCUUGUUGGCAUUGUUGCUGGACAUAGUGCUGAUAACCUUAUACAGAAGAGGUGGCCAGUUCUAUCUGUAAGAAGGUUAAUGACAAACAUCGGCUUAAUUGGCCCUGGUGCAUUUUUAUUAGCAUUCUGUGCUGUAGACAAUUUACUUGCUGCAGUAAUCUUUGUUUCAAUAUCUAUGGGACUUUGUGCGUGUAAUUCUGCGGGUCAUCUUAGUAAUCACGCGGAUAUAGCACCAAAUCACGCGGGCAUCACAUUUGCGGUCUCUAAUACCAUAGCAACUAUACCUGGUAUAUUGUGUGGUCCAUUAACAGCCGAAUUAGUGACCGCGUCGCAUGGUCGUUGGAUGCCAGUUUUUGUAUUGGCUGCAGCAAUCAAUUUUACGGGGGCCAUCAUAUACCAAAGUCACAGUUCAGCACUUCCUGUAUUGUGAUAUGUUUUGAGUGCAUGUGAACUUAUGAGUAUUUAUCAUGGAAAUCAACGAAUAGACGUGAUCGAUAAAAACUUGUUACGUGAACCUACUUUUUUCAAUCACGGUCUCUAGAUGCAGUUUUUUCAGAAAAAUGUUAACCAUUUAUGAGACACAGAUAUGAUAUCAAUACAUCAUGCAUCAAUUAGUUGAAGACAUAUCAAAGUACUGCAUGUAUAUGUUGCAAGAGAAUUUCAUAUAUUUUUUGCAUUCAGUUCACACUACGUCAACGUAACGCAAGUGAUUCACAAAAACAGUGCCAUAAGUUUGUGCACACGGUGAAAUUGUUUGAAUGAUAUUCUUACCGACUUGUAAAAUACAUUAGCCUAA